AUGUCUUUCUUCCCACGAGGUUUCUACGAAGCCGACGCUUCGUCCUUCACCCCGCUCUUCCGCCUCCUCGAUGACUUUGACACCUACACCCGUCAGGCAGGCGGCCAACAAAUUGGCCGACGCGCAGGCGCCCCCAUUUGGCAGCCCAAGUUUGACGUCCGCGAGACGGACGAUGCAUACGAGCUGCACGGCGAGCUGCCCGGCAUGAACAAGGACACGGUCCAAAUUGAAUUCACGGAGCCGCAGACAAUGUCCAUUCGCGGCAGGGCCGAGCGCUCCCACACCGAGGGCACGCCGUCGGCCGGUCAGAUUGAAGAUGUGACCGAGAAGCCCGCCAUCACCGAAGGCGAGGGCUCGCACAAGGCAAGGGUCGAGGACGAGGGCGCCGGCGGCGGCGAACACGCCGUCGAGCAGGCGCAGGCCAAGCCCCAGCCCAAGUACAAGUACUGGCUUACCGAGCGCAGCGUGGGCGAGUUCUCUCGCACCUUCAACUUCCCGACGCCGGUGCAGCAUGACGCCGUCUCGGCCAGUUUCAAGGACGGCAUCCUGAGCGUCUCCGUGCCCAAGGCUAAGAAGCCGGAGACGCGCCGCAUCACCAUCACCUAA
This is a messenger RNA of Metarhizium acridum CQMa 102, 606 nucleotides long. RefSeq lists its product as uncharacterized. NCBI's taxonomy places the organism in Eukaryota, Fungi, Ascomycota, Sordariomycetes, Hypocreales, Clavicipitaceae. The record is from RefSeq and is a predicted model, not a curated record. Gene Ontology annotation, biological process: protein folding; response to salt stress; response to hydrogen peroxide.